Messenger RNA from Lytechinus variegatus (green sea urchin), 1132 nucleotides. RefSeq names its product Bardet-Biedl syndrome 5 protein homolog (gene bbs5). Gene Ontology annotation, cellular component: ciliary basal body; BBSome. The record is from RefSeq and is a predicted model, not a curated record. The coding region runs from base 83 to 1129 and encodes 348 amino acids. NCBI's taxonomy places the organism in Eukaryota, Metazoa, Echinodermata, Echinoidea, Temnopleuroida, Toxopneustidae. Gene Ontology annotation, molecular function: phosphatidylinositol-3-phosphate binding. Gene Ontology annotation, biological process: cilium assembly; intracellular transport. The transcript is spliced from 11 exons.
GCGUCUUUGGCAACGCAACGGUGACUGAAAUUUAUUUUUCAAAUAUCAAUAACUACCAUAUGUUAUUGUAAGAGGGUACACCAUGACCUCAGCAGUUCUUGAUGCCUUAUGGGAGGACAGGGAUGUCCGAUUUGAUAUUAAUCCAAGUCAAAUGAACAUGCGUCCGGGGGAGAGCAUCAUAGACAAGCUAGAUUCUAUAGAGGACACCAAAGGGAACAAUGGAGAUAGAGGGCGUUUGUUGGUCACCAACCUGAGAGUAAUCUGGCAUUCAACAUCACUACCAAGAGUAAAUCUCUCUGUUGGGUUGAAUUGUAUUCUUAGCAUCACAGUGAGAACUGCCAACUCGAAAAUAAGAGGACCUACAGAAGCAUUGUACCUGCUCACAAAGUGCAACAACACAAGAUUUGAGUUCAUAUUCACCAAUCUAGUGCCGGGAUCGCCGAGACUAUUCACCACCGUUAUAUCUGUACAUAGAGCGUAUGAGACGUCUAAGCUCUAUCGUGACGUGAAGCUCCGCGGUGCGAUCAUCUCGAAUAAAUCCUUGAGGAUGCUGCCGUUAGAACAGGUCUACGACAAGGUGGGCGGGGUCUGGAACCUCUCAUCUAACAGUGACCAGGGCAACCUUGGUACAUUCUACAUUACUAAUGUCAGGCUUGUAUGGCAUGCCGUUAUGAACGAAGCCUUCAAUGUUAGUGUGCCAUACCUACAAAUGAGAACCGUCAAGAUAAGAGAUUCUAAGUUUGGACUUGCUCUGGUGGUAGAAACAUCAGUACAGAGCGGAGGCUACGUACUUGGUUUCCGCCUGGACCCGGCUGAAAAGCUGCAGGAGAUCGUCAAGGAGAUCCAGUCCCUUCAUCGGGUCUACAGCACGAACCCUAUCCUUGGUGUCGAGUUCGAGGUCGACGAUGUCCCAGCUGCAGCUGAGGAGCUGGUGGUUGAAAACGUGCAGGAUGACAUUGAUAUCGUCAACGAGGAUGAACAAUCGGAUGCCUUUGCGGCCUACUUUGCCGACGGGGACAAGCAGAAGGAUCGACCACCGGUCUUCUCUGAGGAACUGGGCCUCGCCAUUGAGAAACUCAAGGAUGGAUUCACGUUAUCAAACCUAUGGGAAGUGGUGGAUCACAAAUAAGGG